Messenger RNA from Panicum hallii, 393 nucleotides. Its product is annotated as non-specific lipid-transfer protein 1-like. The transcript is spliced from 2 exons. Gene Ontology annotation, biological process: lipid transport. Lineage: Eukaryota; Viridiplantae; Streptophyta; Magnoliopsida; Poales; Poaceae. Gene Ontology annotation, cellular component: membrane. The coding region runs from base 1 to 393 and encodes 130 amino acids. Gene Ontology annotation, molecular function: lipid binding. The record is from RefSeq and is a predicted model, not a curated record.
AUGUCGUCCUCCAUCAGCUCCACGACUAUGGGCCGCGCCAGGGCGGCGCUUCUCCUGGUGGCGGCGCUGGCGGCCGCCCGCGGGGCCUCGGCGGCGGCGCUGCAGUGCGCGCAGGUUGCACAGCUCAUGGCGCCGUGCAUGCCCUACCUGACGGGCGCGCCCGGGAUGACGCCCUACGGCAUCUGCUGCAACUGCCUCGGCGUGCUCAACCAGCUCGCCGCCACGCCCGCCGAUCGCGUCGCCGCCUGCAGAUGCGUCAAGGCCGCCGCCGGGGGGUUCCCGUCCGUCGACUUCGCGCGCGCCGCGGGGCUCCCCGCCGCCUGCGGGCUCUCCAUCAGCUUCGCCAUCUCACCCAACAUGGACUGCAUCCGAGUUACAGAGGAAGAACCGUGA